Molecule: messenger RNA, 2253 nt
Organism: Fonsecaea erecta
Lineage: Eukaryota; Fungi; Ascomycota; Eurotiomycetes; Chaetothyriales; Herpotrichiellaceae
Exons: 2
Coding region: 1-2253 (750 amino acids)
Biological process (GO): protein phosphorylation
Molecular function (GO): protein kinase activity; ATP binding
Source: RefSeq, a predicted model, not a curated record
AUGGCUAUGAUUUCGCCCUUCUCGGAAGCACCUCACCAAGCGAGCGCAGCGCCGCAGAAUUACUUCGAAAUCCAAGAUGAUUCGGCGCACGGCGAUACCCUGGCGGACAAAUACCAGAUGCUGGAAGAACUAGGCAGUGGUUCGUUUGGUGUCGUCUACAAGGCUAUAGAGAAAGGCACGGGUGAAAUCGUCGCCAUCAAACAUGUGGACCUCGAAUCUUCCGAAGAGGACCUCUCCGAUAUCCUGUCUGAACUGUCCGUCCUGUCAUCAUGCUCAAGCCCGCACGUCACAAAAUAUCGCCUGGCAUUUCUGCGUCGACAGACCUUGUGGAUUGUCAUGGAAUAUCUUGGAGGCGGAUCAUGCGCGGAUCUCCUCAAGCCACCUCCCCAUCGUUUAUCAGAGAGCCACAUCGCCAUUAUAUGUCGAGAGCUGCUCCUUGGCCUGGCAUACUUACACGGCGAGGGAAAAUUACACCGAGAUAUCAAGGCCGCAAACGUCCUGCUUGGCAUGGACGGUCGGGUGAAGCUGGCAGACUUCGGUGUCGCCGCGCAGCUGGUCGGAUUGAAGAGCAUGAGGAAUACAUUCGUCGGAACUCCCUUUUGGAUGGCACCCGAGGUGAUCCAGCAGGAGGGUCACGAUGCCAAAGCUGACGUCUGGAGUUUGGGCAUCACGGCCAUGGAGCUGGCAAACGGCGAACCUCCGCACGCCAAUGUUCACCCCAUGAAGGUUCUCUUUCUGAUACCAAAACAGCCUGCGCCGAGACUGGAAGGAUCCAAUUGGUCGAAAGAUUUCAAAGACUUUGUUGCUUGCUGUCUAACCAAAGACGUGGACAAGAGGAAAAGCGCAAAGGAAUUGCUCAGCCAUCGAUUCAUACGGUCGGCGGGGAAGAUUGAAGGUCUCCAGGAGCUGAUCGUGCGGAAGCAAGAUUGGGAAGCCAGCAAAGGAGGAGAUAGAAACUUGAAAUACUACGCUGAAACCCUCAAAAACCUGUCGCAGGGCCGCAAUGACGAUGACUGGGUGUUUGAAACUGUCAAGGCUGUGCCCACCAUGAACUUCAAGGACUUCCACACUCAGAGGAAGAGGAAGGUUGAGAGAACAGCAGUUGAUGUCCUGGGUGACGGAUUGGAGCAAAGCGCCACACAGAUGAUGGAAGAUUUCACCCUGGACCGCCGACCAGAGCCCGAACAGAGUCCGACAAAGCUGACGAUGCGGAAGAUUUCAGAAUCGACACAGCAACAGUACCAAAAGGACCGCAGAGACUCUACUGAUUCCUUUUCAGAAAGGAGAACAAACAGGAAAAGACUAUCAAAUGCCCAAGUACGGCAACCACUGGGAGUGAACAUGUCAUUUGGCAACAGCCCGAGCACAGUGCGACAAUUCAGACGUGUAUCACCCAACGCGAACAUCAGCCCCGACGCGGAGAACGAGGACCCGAAUUCUAGCGUUGUUCGGACUCCGUCGAAAGCCAAACCUGGCCUGGCCUCUCUCGUGGAUAUUGAGGCUUCAUUGCUGUCAAAGCCUGACAAAGCGUCGAGGUUCUCUUCGACCGCCACAACCAUUGCGAUAGAGACGAAGGAGGCGAACCUGGGCCGCAAGCUCUACUCACACGCAAUCGGCAUCUCGUGUCAAGACGUCCUCAAUGACACCGCUGACGAAGUCAAACGUGAGGCUGUGGCGCGCCUGGCGGAAGCCUUUUCUGACCUCGAAAGCGUGGAUCCAGAUGGCAUGUAUCACAUUAUGCAGUCGAUCAUUUCGAAAAUGAAACAGGACGACACUCUGAAGAGUAUGUUGCCGCAACAACCUUUGGCCAUGUCACCGUCGAAGCAGAUGCUGCAGUCACCUCAAAAGUCCAGUGACCCCUCACAGACACUACAGAUGUCGACGGCAUCACCACAGCCUAUUAGUGCCAACGAGAGCAGACAAGUUACCCCCAGCACACCCACCGGGAAGGGAGCUGUGGGUGCCAAACUCGUUCUAGCGCAAAACAAUCCGCAUCUCAAGAGCCAUCGACGGAGGCAGAGUGCACAAGCAGCCAUUGUCAAAUCUCGUGACACGAGUCAGGUCUUCGCCAGCCCCCUAAGAAACACAAGUGUUGAAGAGAAGAGAAAAGCGAGUCUCUUGGAGGCUGACAAUCAAACGGAGAAGGAGAUGAUGAACGGGCUAGUCGGCGGACUGGAACACACAAGACAACUUGCGGACGCACUGUUCGAGAGAUGGUGCGAAGGGUUGAGGGUCAGAUGGCCAGCUGUUUAA